Messenger RNA from Pogoniulus pusillus (Red-fronted tinkerbird), 9208 nucleotides. It is a transcript of the gene ITPR2, whose product is annotated as inositol 1,4,5-trisphosphate receptor type 2. Gene Ontology annotation, molecular function: inositol 1,4,5 trisphosphate binding; inositol 1,4,5-trisphosphate-gated calcium channel activity. Gene Ontology annotation, cellular component: endoplasmic reticulum; membrane. Gene Ontology annotation, biological process: calcium ion transmembrane transport. NCBI's taxonomy places the organism in Eukaryota, Metazoa, Chordata, Aves, Piciformes, Lybiidae. The record is from RefSeq and is a predicted model, not a curated record.
UGCGCCCUGCUGAGUGCGCCGCGCUGUGCGCCCUGUCCGCACGCACCUCCCGCAGCCACUUUGUUUUGGUUUGCUUUAUUUCAUUUUCUUUGGUAAGGAGAGGAGGUGCGAAAUCCAACUGAAAAUGAGCCAAAAUGACUGAGAAAAUGUCCAGCUUUCUGUACAUCGGGGACAUCGUGUCCCUGUACGCCGAGGGCUCUGUUAACGGCUUCAUCAGCACGCUGGGGUUAGUGGAUGAUCGGUGUGUCGUUCAGCCGGAGGCAGGCGACCUUGCUAACCCUCCAAAGAAGUUCAGAGACUGCCUGUUCAAGGUGUGCCCUAUGAACCGUUACUCAGCCCAGAAGCAGUAUUGGAAGGCCAAGCAAGCCAAACAAGGAAACCACACAGAAGCAGCCCUGCUGAAGAAACUUCAGCAUGCAGCAGAACUGGAACAGAAGCAGAAUGAAAGUGAGAACAGGAAGCUGCUGGGUGAGAUUGUCAAAUACAGCAAUGUCAUACAGCUGCUGCACAUCAAGAGCAACAAGUACCUGACAGUCAACAAGAGGCUGCCAGCUCUGCUGGAGAAGAACGCUAUGAGGGUGUCUCUGGAUGCUGCAGGGAAUGAGGGAUCCUGGUUCUACAUCCAGCCCUUCUGGAAGCUGAGGAGUGAAGGUGACAAUGUUGUUGUGGGAGAUAAAGUUGUUCUCAUGCCUGUCAAUGCAGGACAGCCUCUACAUGCCAGCAACAUUGAGCUUCUAGAUAACCCUGGCUGCAAAGAGGUGAAUGCUGUCAACUGUAACACAAGCUGGAAAAUCACUUUGUUCAUGAAGUUCAGUAGUUAUCGAGAUGAUGUGCUAAAGGGAGGAGAUGUUGUUAGACUGUUUCAUGCAGAGCAAGAGAAGUUUCUGACCUGUGACGAGUAUGAGAAGAAACAACACAUUUUCCUUCGUACUACACUACGUCAGUCAGCCACUUCUGCAACAAGCUCUAAGGCACUGUGGGAAAUAGAGGUUGUCCAUCAUGACCCUUGCCGGGGAGGGGCAGGACAGUGGAACAGCUUGUUUAGAUUUAAGCAUUUGGCAACUGGAAACUACUUAGCUGCAGAGCUUAACCCACACUAUCCAGAGAGUAAAAAUGAAAGGAAGGCUUUGCAGAGAGACGGCGACCUUCCUGCUUCAAAGAAGAAGCGCCAGGCAGGGGAGAAGAUUAUGUACACUUUGGUCUCUGUGCCGCAUGGGAAUGACAUUGCUUCUCUCUUUGAACUGGAUGCCACCACUCUUCAGAGAGCUGAUUGCCUGGUUCCAAGGAACUCCUAUGUCCGGCUGAGGCAUUUGUGCACCAACACCUGGGUCACUAGCACCAGUAUUCCAAUAGAUGCUGAUGAAGAGAGGCCUGUCAUGCUAAAGAUUGGGACGUGCCAAACAAAAGAGGACAAGGAAGCUUUUGCUAUUGUCUCUGUUCCUCUGUCUGAGGUUAGAGACUUGGACUUCGCCAAUGAUGCAAACAAGGUUCUAGCAUCAACUGUUGCAAAGCUGGAGAACGGGGCAAUAACCCAGAACGAAAGGAGGUUUGUCACCAAGCUGCUGGAGGACCUCAUUUUCUUCGUUGCCGAUGUGCCCAACAACGGGCAGGAAGUGUUGGAUGUGGUUGUUACCAGGCCGAACCGGGAACGGCAGAAAUUAAUGAGGGAACAAAAUAUAUUGGCUCAGAUCUUCGGCAUCCUUAAAGCUCCUUUUAAGGACAAAGGAGAAGGAUCGAUGCUGAGACUUGAAGACCUGGGUGACCAGAGAUAUGCCCCAUACAAAUACAUGUUAAGGCUGUGUUACAGAGUUCUCAGACACUCCCAGCAGGACUAUAGGAAGAACCAGGAGUACAUUGCUAAGAACUUCUGCGUCAUGCAGUCCCAGAUUGGUUAUGAUAUUCUGGCAGAAGACACCAUCACAGCUUUGUUGCACAACAACAGAAAGCUCCUGGAGAAACACAUCACAGCUAAAGAUGAGACGUUUGUGAAUUUACUCAGGAGAAAUCGAGAGCCAAGAUUCUUGGAUUAUCUGUCAGACCUGUGUGUAUCUAACACCAUGGCCAUUACCAGUAACGCAGAACUGAUCUGCCAGUUUAUGCUGAGCCAGGGAAUGCUGACUCUCAUCCAGACCAAGCUGGUUUCAACACAGAUGGACAGCCUUUUCGAAUGUUCAGCUAUCUCAGAAGACAUUGAUGAGGAGGAAGUGUGGCUUUACUGGAUCGACAGUAACAAGGAGCCUCGCAAAGCUAUCAGGCAUCUGGCUCAGGAGGCAAAGGAGGGCACAAAAGCAGAUUUAGAAGUUCUUACCUACUACAGGUACCAGCUGAACCUCUUUGCACGGAUGUGCCUGGACCGCCAGUACCUUGCUAACCAGAUCUCCGCACAGCUGUCGGUGGACUUGAUCCUGCGGUGCAUGUCCGACGAGACUCCCUACGACCUCCGUGCUUCCUUCUGCCGCCUGAUGCUGCACAUGCACGUGGACAGAGACCCCCAGGAGUCCGUGGUGCCUGUCAGAUAUGCCAGGCUGGAGACUGAAAUUCCUACAAAGAUCACGAUUCAUGAGUAUGAUUCUUUCACAGACUCUUCAAGGAAUGAAAUGAAGAGGAAGUUUGCUCUAACUAUGGAGUUUGUAGAAGAGUACUGAAAGAGGUUGUCAAUCAGGCCCUUUCCUUUUGGAGACAAAGAGAAAAACAAACUUACAUUUGAGGUGGUGCACCUGGCUCGAAACCUCAUCUACUUUGGCUUUUACAGUUUCAGCGAGCUGCUCAGGCUGACCCGGACACUGUUGGCCAUUCUGGACAUCGUUCAGGUUCCUAUCUCGUCGUACUUCGAACGCCUGAGCAGGUUUCAAGAUGGAGGGAACAAUGUUAUGAGGACUAUCCAUGGUGUAGGAGAGAUGAUGACCCAAAUGGUGCUGAGCAGAGGAUCUGUGUUUCCCAUCAGUACCCCAGAUGUACAGCCAAGCCUUCACCCAAGCAAGCAAACCAGCACCUCAGACAGUGAAGAUGUGAUUGUAAUGGACACCAAACUGAAAAUCAUUGAGAUUCUGCAGUUCAUUCUCAGUGUGAGACUGGACUAUCGGAUAUCCUACAUGCUGUCCAUCUACAAGAGGGAGUUUGGGGAAAGCACUGACAACAUGGAUUGCUCUGCAGCAUCCCCACCUGACACACCAGGGACUGCCUCAGCAAUUGUUCCUGACAUAGACGAGAUUGCAGCUCAGGCUGAAACCAUGUUUGCUGGCAGAAAGGAGAAGAAUGCAGUUCAGCUGGAUGAUGAAGGGGGCAGAACUUUCUUACGUGUGCUGAUUCACCUUAUCAUGCAUGACUACCCCCCUUUGCUCUCAGGAGCUCUUCACCUGCUGUUUAAGCACUUCAGCCAGAGAGCAGAAGUUCUGCAGGCAUUCAAACAGGUCCAACUGCUGGUAUCUAAUCAAGAUGUUGAUAACUACAAGCAAAUCAAGGCUGAUCUUGAUCAGCUACGUCUGACUGUAGAAAAAUCAGAAUUGUGGGUUGAGAAGAACAGCAGUUAUGAGAGUGGAGAGGUGGGUGACAAUCAAACCAAAGGGGGAGAAGAGCCAAUAGAGGAGUCAAACAUUCUGAGUCCAAUACAGGAUGGGAUCAAAAAGCCACAGAUAGACAGCAACAAAAGCAAUAACUACAACAUCGUGAAGGAGAUUUUGAUUCGACUCAGCAAACUUUGUGUUCAGAAUAAAAAGUGUCGGAGCCAACAGCAGCGACUGCUGAAAAAUAUGGGUGCCCACUUGGUAGUCUUGGACCUUCUGCAGAUACCCUAUGAAAAGAGUGAUGAGAAGAUGAAUGAAGUCAUGAAUCUGGCACACACUUUCCUCCAGAACUUCUGUCGAGGAAAUCCUCAGAAUCAAGUUCUCCUCCACAAAAAUCUCAACCUGUUCUUAACUCCAGGGCUCCUGGAAGCUGAAACCAUGCGGCACAUCUUCACCAACAACUACCUGCUCUGCAAUGAGCUGAGUGACAGAGUGGUGCAGCACUUUGUGCACUGCAUCGAGACCCACGGCCGCCAUGUGGAGUACCUGCGCUUCCUGCAGACCAUCGUGAAGGCAGAUGGCAAGUAUGUGAAGAAGUGCCAGGACAUGGUCAUGACAGAGCUGAUCAACGGCGGCGAGGACGUGCUGGUGUUCUACAACGACCGCGCCUCCUUCCCGCUGCUGCUGCAGAUGAUGUGCUCCGAGCGCGACCGCGCCGACGGCAGCGGGGCCCUGGCCUACCACAUCACGCUGGUGGAGCUGCUGGCGGCCUGCACCGAGGGGAAGAACGUGUACACGGAGAUCAAGUGCAACUCCCUGCUGCCCCUGGAUGACAUAGUGAGAGUGGUGACCCACGAUGACUGCAUUCCUGAGGUGAAAAUUGCUUAUGUUAACUUUGUUAACCACUGUUAUGUGGACACUGAAGUGGAGAUGAAAGAGAUCUAUGCCAGUAACCAUAUCUGGAAGCUAUUUGAGAACUUCCUCAUUGAUAUGGCAAGGGUUUGCAACAUGACCACAGAUCGUAAGCAUGCAGACACCUCUCUGGAGAAAUAUGUCACGGAGCCUGUGAUGAGUAUUGUGAGUGGCUUCUUCAACUCCCCGUUUUCAGAUAACAGCACCAGCCUGCAGACACACCAGCCUGUUUUUAUUCAGCUUCUGCAGUCUGCUUUUAGAAUUUACAACUGUACCUGGCCAAAUCCAACGCAGAAAGCCGCAGUGGAGUCGUGUAUCAAGACUUUGGCAGAAGUGGCGAAGAACCGUGGGAUCGCCAUCCCGGUGGAUCUGGACAGCCAGGUCAACACCUUGUUCAUGAAGAGCCACUCCAACAUGGUGCAGCGGGCGGCAAUGGGGUGGAGAAUGUCAGCCCGCAGCGGACCCCGCUUCAAGGAGGCCCUGGGUGGGCCUGCCUGGGACUACAGGAACAUCAUAGAAAAGCUCCAGGAUGUGGUGUCCUCCUUGGAGCACCAGUUCACUCCCAUGAUGCAAGCAGAAUUCUCGGUGCUGGUUGAUGUGCUGCACAGCCCAGAGCUUCUUUUCCCUGAUGGAAGCGAUGCCAGGAUACGAUGCAGUGCUUUCAUGUCCAAGUUGAUUAAUCACACAAAGAAGCUAAUGGAGAAAGAAGAAAGGCUCUGCAUUAAAAUUCUUCAGACGCUACGGGAGAUGCUUGACAAGAAAACGAACUUCGCCGAAGAGGGCAACACUUUAAGGAAAAUCCUCCUGUAUCGCUACUUUAAAGGAGAAUAUGGAAGUGGUGUGCCCGGGCCCCUGUCUGCCAGCUACAGCAAAACUGCGCAAGUGGGAGGUGGAUUUUCAGGACAAGACUCAGAUAAGUCUGGGGUGACCAUGUUUGAUAUUCAGUGCCUUCUGGACAAGGAAGGUGCCUCGGAACUGGUUAUAGAUGUCAUCGUCAACACCAAGAACGACAGGAUCUUCUCAGAAGGCAUUUUGCUUGGGAUUGCCUUGCUGGAAGGUGGAAACGCCCAGACACAGUACUCCACAUACCAGCAACUGAAGGAGCAGAAGAAGUCAGAGAAGUUCUUUAAAGUCCUGUAUGACCGCAUGAAGGCUGCUCAGCAGGAGAUCCGCUCCACAGUCACAGUGAGCACUAUUGACCUGGGCAGCAAGAAGAAGGAUGAGGACAGUGACCUGACCGCAUCUAUUCCCAAAAAGAGAGUAAAGGAUUCAGCCCUGCACCUGAAAGAGGGCAUGAAAGGACAGUUAACAGAGGCAUCUUCUGCAACAUCCAAGGCUUACUCUGUGUACAGGAGAGAGAUGGAUGCAGAAAUAGAUCUCAUGGGCUCAGGACCAGAUGCUGCAAAUGCAGAAGAGAAGUCUGCAGAAGAAGCAGUCAUGAGCCCUACCAUUGCCGUCAUGCAGCCAAUACUGAGGUUUCUUCAGCUGCUGUGUGAGAACCACAACCGUGAGCUCCAGAAUUUUCUGAGACAUCAGAACAAUAAAACAAACUACAACCUGGUUUGUGAGACCCUCCAGUUUUUGGACUGUAUCUGUGGAAGCACAACAGGUGGACUGGGCUUGCUGGGGCUUUACAUCAAUGAGAGGAACGUGGCUCUCGUGAACCAGACGCUGGAAAGCUUGACCGAGUACUGCCAAGGCCCGUGCCAUGAGAACCAGACUUGCAUAGCCACCCAUGAGUCUAAUGGGAUUGACAUUAUAAUUGCACUCAUCUUGAAUGACAUCAACCCUCUUGGCAAAUACUGCAUGGAGCUGGUGCUUCAGCUGAAGAACAAUGCCUCCAAGCUGUUGCUGGCCAUUAUGGAGAGCAGGCACGACAGCGAGAAUGCAGAACGAAUCCUUUUCAACAUGAGACCAAGGGAACUGGUAGAUGUGAUGAAGAAUGCCUACAACCAAGGCCUGGAAUGUGACCAGGAGGAGGAGAAUGGAGAUGAUGGCAUCUCCCCAAAGGAUGUUGGUCAUAAUAUCUAUAUUCUGGCACACCAGUUGGCUCGUCACAACAGAACACUGCAGCAGAUGCUGAAGCCGGGGUCAGACCCAGAUGAAGGAGAUGAAGCCUUGGGGUAUUAUGCCAAUCACACAGCACAGAUAGAGAUUGUCCGCCACGACAGGACGAUGGAGCAGAUUGUCUUCCCCGUGCCCAACAUCUGCGAGUUCCUCACACGCGAGUCCAAGAGCCGUGUGUUCAACACCACCGAGAGAGACGAGCAGGGCAGCAAGGUCAAUGACUUCUUCCAGCAGACAGAGGACUUGUACAACGAGAUGAAGUGGCAGAAGAAAAUCAGGAAUAACCCACCCCUGUUUUGGUUCUCCAGACACAUCUCUCUCUGGGGGAGCAUUUCCUUCAACCUUGCUGUGUUCAUCAAUUUAGCAGUUGCUCUGUUCUACCCCUUCGGAGACGAUGGAGAUGAAGGCACGCUCUCUCCGCUGAUCUCAGCCCUGCUGUGGGUAGCAGUGGCCUUCUGCACAGCGAUGCUCUUCUUCAUCUCCAAGCCCGUGGGCAUUCGGCCCUUCUUGGUGUCUGUUAUGCUCAGGUCCAUUUACACCGUGGGGCUGGGGCCUACCUUGAUACUCCUUGGUGCUGCUAAUCUCUGUAACAAGAUAGUGUUCCUGGUGAGCUUCGUGGGGAACCGUGGGACUUUCACCCGUGGCUACAGAGCGGUCGUCAUGGACAUGGCUUUCCUCUACCACGUGGCCUAUGUGCUGGUCUGCAUGCUGGGCCUCUGUGUGCACGAAUUCUUCUACAGCUUUCUGCUGUUUGACCUGGUGUACAGAGAAGAGACCCUGCUCAAUGUGAUCAAGAGCGUGACCCGCAACGGCCGCUCCAUUAUCCUCACCGCAGUGCUGGCCCUCAUCCUGGUUUAUCUCUUCUCCAUCAUUGGCUUCCUCUUCUUGAAAGAUGACUUCAUCAUGGAGGUCGACAGGCUGAAAAUCAGGAGCCCUGCUGCAGAUACUGGUGAAGUCCCUACUACAACCUUGACAUCAGUGAUGGGAGCCUGUGCAAAGGAGAACUGUUCCACAAGCAUCCCAGCUGUGAACCCAGGUGAAGAGGAGGAGGAUGGAAUAGAAAGGACCUGCGACACCCUGCUGAUGUGCAUCGUGACCGUGCUGAACCAAGGGCUGCGCAACGGUGGCGGCGUGGGAGACGUCCUCAGGAAGCCCUCCAAAGAUGAGCCCCUGUUUGCUGCUCGGGUUGUUUAUGAUCUGCUGUUUUACUUCAUUGUCAUCAUUAUUGUUCUAAACCUGAUCUUUGGAGUCAUCAUUGACACAUUUGCUGAUCUCAGGAGUGAAAAGCAGAAAAAAGAGGAAAUACUGAAGACAACCUGCUUCAUCUGUGGGCUGGAGAGAGACAAAUUUGAUAACAAGACUGUUUCGUUUGAGGAGCACAUCAAGUCAGAGCACAACAUGUGGCAUUAUUUGUACUUCAUAGUUCUUGUCAAAGUCAAAGAUCCAACGGAGUACACUGGACCCGAGAGCUACGUGGCACAGAUGAUCGCAGAGAAGAAUCUGGACUGGUUCCCUCGGAUGAGAGCCAUGUCUCUGGUCAGCAACGAAGGCGACAGUGAGCAGAAUGAGAUCAGGAACCUGCAGGAGAGGCUGGAGUCUACCAUGACCCUUGUGAAGCAGCUUUCCAGUCAGCUUGCUGAGCUCAAGGAGCAGAUGACAGAACAAAGGAAGAACAAGCAGCGGCUGGGCUUUCUGGGAUCCAACACAGCCCAUGUGAAUCAUCACAUGCCACCACCCUGAUGCCACGGGGAGAAGCCGUGCCUGGCCUUUCAUCAGCACCCCUGCUGCACUGCGGAGUGAGGGCAGCCAACAGUGCCUAUUGUUGGAGUUACAAACAACCCAGCGCCAGGGAGUUGAGCGCUGGAGCUCUGGGAACAAUUUGUAGCUGUUUGCCAUGGUUGAACAGGGACCACAGCCUCUAGUGCCAGAGAUAGGAGUGAGCUGGUUUGUGUUCCUUCUUGGCUGCCCCGGCACUCUGCAGCGCCACGGCCUCACACAGCUGCCCUCAGAGCUUGGGCUGCACCUUUAGAGCUGCUUCAGACCCCUCCCCAGAGCACUGGGACCACCAGGACAGGCAGGAGGAGGAGGAAUGCUUCAUUGCUGCGGGCAUAGCAGCCUGGGUCAGAGUCAAGGGAGGUCAUUUCUGGCUUUGCCAAACAGCAGCAUUAGUCACAUUUGCUUGGCACCUGUGCUUUGUUAAUUGCCUUGGAUCUGUCAGCUGCCUCAAGUGACUUCUGCUGGGAGGGAAAGGGGAGAAACCUCAGAAGGCUGGAAAAACAAAGCAAAAAUAUCAAAAUCUAGAAAAAGGCUUGCAAAGAGAAACAUUAAGGCUUUGGAACUGUAGCUGUCACGAUGCAAUUUCUUAUUUAUAACAGAGCACAGUGCAGCUACAGCUGUGGGAACACUGACAACAGAACUGCAAGUGAGUUCUUUCUCCUGGCUUCUGAUCUUCCCUGUUAAUGUGGCCCUGGAAUUUCACAUCCUGAGGAGUUAAACUGUGUUUUACCGCCAAGUUCCAGCGGAGAGCUCAGGACACAAAAUAUCCUCCUUUCCUAGCUUGCAGCAUGCAUGGGCUUUAAUUCUUCUGCAGAAGCUUACAAGAGCCUGCCUGUGUGGAACUGUAAUGUGUCCUUACCUUCCGUAAGCUCCUCUUCUGCAGCAGAUGACUGUAAACAAGCCCCAUCCUCUGCCAGCUCACGUCUGAGCUGGCGACCGUAGGCUUGUGC